UUACCGCGAAACUGGGGUCAGAAAUUCUCUCUCACAGCCAUCUUGGAUAUAGCAUCCCGAGUCGCAACCAUGCCUGGUGAAGCCACAGAAACGGUCCCAGUCACCGAGCAGGAGAUGCAGCAGCCUCAAGUGGAGACCGCUACACCUCCUGCCCCAGCUGCCUCCCAGAAACCUCAAGCAGCUUCUGGCCCUGCAAAGCCCAAAAGCAAAGAUGCAAAGAGUGCGCAGGGUUCCUCUGCCCCAAAGGCUGUCCCUGGCAGAAGAAAACGCUCCUCUCUGUCUGCCUCUUCCUCCUCUCCCACCUCCCCUAAGUCUACAUCCUCCACAACCCCCCUGACGCCCGUGCAAUCUCCCCUGGCUACCUCACCUGGCAGCUCCUCUGCUAAUCAGGCUAACCGCUUCACCCCGAAAGUUGUCAAGGCUGGUAAACGAGGAAAACCUAAGAAGGGAGAGGCAUUUGUGCCCGCUCCUCCCCCUGUGGAGUGCAAGGUCAUACCAGUACAUGAAACACCAGUAGGUGGCGAGGCGAGCCCCAAGCAAACUGUAGUUGAAGCUAAACUUGCCAUAGUUGAGCCAAACAAACCCUUCGCAGCUGCUGCAAAGCCUGUUGUAGCCCCAGUUGCUUUCAAAGUUACCUCAAAGCCUGCUGUGGCGCCUCCAGUUUCAUUUUCAGGUGCUCUUGCCUCUAGCCCUCCCGCAUCAGUUGAAGUUAAGAAAGCAUCAUCAAAACCUUUUCCUGUUAUUGCAGCUGCUGAUGAUCUACCUCCACUCAUCCCACCUGAGAAGCCAUUUAAAAAGCAAGAACCAAUACCUACUGUAGAGUUUACUAAGGUAGCUUCCAAACCAAAGACAGACAUUGAGCCCAAGUUUGUGCCUGUUGAGGUUUCCAAACCAGCUCCCAUUGAAGUCCUUAAAACAGCCCCAGCCAAAAUUGAGGCCGUUAAGACCCCUCUAAGCAAAUUUGCUCCCAUUGAGGUUAAGCCAGCUGCUGAAGCCAAACCUGCUCCCGUUGAGGUUAAGCCAUCUGCUGAAGCCAAACCUGCUCCCGUUGAGGUUAAGCCAGUUGAAGCCAAACCUGCUCCUGUUGAGGUUAAGGCUGCUAAAGCCAAACCUGCUCCCGUUGAGUUUGCUGAGCCCAAACCUACUCCCGUUAUGGUUGCCAAGCCUGCUUCUGAGCCCAAACCUGCUCCCAUUGAAGUUGCUAAGCCAGCUGCUGAACCCAAACCUACUCCCGUUAUGGUUGCCAAGCCUGCUUCUGAGCCCAAACCUGCUCCCGUUGAAGUUGCUAAGCCAGCUGCUGAACCCAAACCUGUUCCCGUUGAGGUUGCCAAGCCCAAACCUGUUCCAGUUGAGGUUGCUAAGCCAGCUGCUGAACCCAAACCUGCUCCCGUUGAGGUUGCCAAGCCCAAACCUGCUCCAGUUGAGGUAGCUAAGCCAGCUGCUGAACCCAAACCUGCUCCCGUUGAGGUUGCUGAGCCCAAACCUGCUCCCGUUGAGGUUUCUGAGCCCAAACCUACUCCCGUUGAGGUUUCUGAGCCCAAACCUGCUCCCGUUGAGGUUGCCGAGCCCAAACCUGCUCCCGCUGAGGUUGCCGAGCCCAAACCUGCUCCCGCUGAGGUUGCCGAGCCCAAACCUGUUCCCGCUGAGGUUGCUAAGCCCAAACCUGUUCCCGCUGAGGUUGCUAAGCCCAAACCUGUUCCCGCUGAGGUUGCUAAGCCCAAACCUGCUCCCACUGAGGUUGCUAAGCCCAAACCUGCUCCCGCUGAGGUUGCUAAGCCCAAACCUGCUCCCGCUGAGGUUGCUAAGCCCAAACCUGCUCCCGUUGAGGUUGCUAAGCCAGCUGCUGAGCCUAAAUCUGCUCCCGUUGAGGUUCCCAAGCCGACCCCUGUGAUGUGUCCUAAACCAGAAUUGGUUGAGGUUAAAACUGCACCUGCUGAGGUUGCCAGGCCUUCCAUACCAGCAGCUGAUAAUCCAUCUGCUCCCUUAAAACCUGCUCCAGUUGAACCUGCUGUUACUGCCCCAAUUCCCCAUAAACUCACAUUUGCUGAGGCAGUUGCGAAACCUGUCCCUGUUAAGCCCGAGGUUACGGUAAUUGGUAAAACUCCUUCUGAACCCAUCUCAUCACCCAAAACUGCCCCCACACCUGCUAAAACCCCUGUCAGGGUGGAACCUGUGAUCAAGAACGACAAGGGAUCUGGUACAGAGUCAGACAGUGAUGACUCGGUCCCUGAUCUGGAGGAACAGGACUCUGCACAGACACAGACACAGCAAGCUCAGCUUGCAGCAGCAGCCGAAAUAGACGAGGAACCUGUCAGCAAAGCCAAACAGAGCCGCAGUGAAAAGAAAGCACGAAAGGCAAUGUCAAAGCUUGGUCUCAGGCAGGUAACGGGAGUCACCAGGGUCACCAUUCGCAAGUCGAAGAACAUCUUGUUCGUCAUUACCAAACCAGACGUCUACAAGAGCCCUGCAUCAGACACGUACAUAGUCUUCGGUGAAGCUAAGAUCGAAGAUCUUUCCCAGCAAGCCCAGCUGGCUGCCGCAGAAAAAUUCAAGGUACAGGGAGAAGCUGUAUCAAACAUCCAGGAAAACACACAGACGCCAACAGUACAGGAGGAAAGCGAAGAAGAAGAGGUGGAUGAGACCGGAGUUGAGGUGAAAGACAUCGAACUCGUCAUGUCGCAAGCCAACGUGUCGCGGGCGAAGGCUGUACGUGCCCUGAAAAACAACAACAACGACAUUGUCAAUGCUAUUAUGGAGUUGACGAUGUAAUGGGACCCUCGCAACAAAGGGUUGAUGAAAGGUUGCUGAUUUAAGCUAGUUUAUACAAUUUAUACCCAAGAUGGAAAUAAAGUUGUGGCUUGAUAAAAUGAAAA
Messenger RNA from Cottoperca gobio, 2873 nucleotides. RefSeq names its product nascent polypeptide associated complex subunit alpha (gene naca). Gene Ontology annotation, cellular component: nascent polypeptide-associated complex. The record is from RefSeq and is a predicted model, not a curated record. NCBI's taxonomy places the organism in Eukaryota, Metazoa, Chordata, Actinopteri, Perciformes, Bovichtidae. The transcript has 9 exons. The coding region runs from base 70 to 2769 and encodes 899 amino acids.